AUGAAUUCUCUCACCAAAGCAAUCGAUAAGCUUGCCAUUACUCUACUGAAAAAGCUCUGUGAAGAAAACCUAGAAAAUGUGGUAUUUUCUCCCCCAAGCAUCUUAUUUAUCCUGGCCAUGGUUCUCCUGGGAGCACAGAAUAAUACUGCAGACCAAAUAAAAAAAUCACUUUUUUUAGAGAGAAACAGAAAUAUUGACCGGCAUUUCUUGUCACUUCUCACUGAAAUGAACAAGCCAAACGUUCACUGCCUGAUUCAUGGUGCCAACAGAGUCUUUGGAGAAAAUGUUCUAAAUUUCCUCCCAUCUUUUAAAGAAUCCUGUAAAAAGUUCUACGAUUCAGACCUAGAGGAUGUUUGCUUUUCUGAAGAAGCCGAGACAGUCAGAAAAUACAUAAAUGCAUGGGUAGCAGAGAAAACUGGAGGUACAAUUUUAGAGCUACUACCUGAGGAUACAGUUAACCCACUUAGCCUAUUAAUCUUUGUGAACAUCAUCAACUUUAAAUUAAAAUGGAAGAAUGAGGCUGAACCUAUGAAGAGAACUCUUAGAAGUCAUAAAGAAAAGCACAAAAUGGCAAAGUUUACGGUGAAAGAAGGCAUAUUUCUGGGAUUCUAUUCAGAAGAGCUAGGUGCUAAUGUUUGUAGAAGUACAUAUAAUGGAGAAGAAUGGAAUAUUAUCUUUGUGCUUCCUGUUGAUGAUGGCAAAAAGAUGGCAAAAAGGCUAACCUAUGAAAUAUUUACAGCCUGGAUGAAUCCAGAAGUAGUGGCCUUGAUGGAAAUUCUUCAUAACCAAUUAUUCCUCCCCAAAUUCAAGGUAGAAAAGUCUUACAACAUGGCUCAUAUUCUUUGCAGUUUGGGAAUAUCUGAUGCUUUCAAUGAGGAUAAGGCUGAUUUUUCUGGAUUGUCUACACUCAAAGACAUUUACCUUUUAAGUGUUUUUCACUCAUCUUCCCUGGAAUUAAAUGAAGAAGGUAUCAAAGCAUCAGCUGCCACUGCAGCAGUGGAGAUACCAGCAACUACAAAGGGAGAAAAAGAACUUAAGACUCAGAGUUUCUUUCUUUUUUUUAUCUGGAGCCAUACAAUUAAUAGCAUCCUGUUCUGUGGCAGAGCUUCUGUUCCCUAA
Molecule: messenger RNA, 1119 nt
Organism: Gracilinanus agilis (Agile Gracile Mouse Opossum)
Lineage: Eukaryota; Metazoa; Chordata; Mammalia; Didelphimorphia; Didelphidae
Product: serpin B8-like
Exons: 6
Coding region: 1-1119 (372 amino acids)
Biological process (GO): negative regulation of endopeptidase activity
Cellular component (GO): cytoplasm
Molecular function (GO): serine-type endopeptidase inhibitor activity
Source: RefSeq, a predicted model, not a curated record